UUUGGAGCCUAGUCGGCGCGCCGCUGUGACGUCACCUUCCUCGAGGCCAAGAUGGCGGCGUCGCUGGGUGGAAGCCUGAUGGAAAUUUGCGCAUUUGAGCGGGAAGCCGUCCAAAGGUUCCGAGAGGUCCAAAUCAAACUUGCUUCGGCGGCCGCUCCGGGAGCUGUGAAAUUUGCCGACUCUGCCGGAGCGUUCCACUACGACGGCGGCGGGAACGUGCACUCGGUCGCCGGCAGCAGAUUCAUCACAUGGAGCACGUCUGGCGACGCGGUGGAGCUGGUGGAGCGUUGGUUGGACGGCAACCUGCUGAACAACGCCGUCCGGCUGCGCUUCGCACACUGCCGCGUGGUGCCGGGGGGCGUCGCCGUCGCCGAGACCCCCGACGACAUCGUCGUCCUCGUCGCCACCGAUCGGAGCGUUCAUAGGGUGCCGCUGCCGCACCCGAAACGCAUGUAUCGCAGCGAUGUGGCGACGGAGCUCCACAUGCAGUCGGUGUUGACAGACGUGGCCAAUCUGAACCUGGAGGACGCGUGUCACGCCGCCGCCAUCCCCGCCGCGUACAUCCCCGCCGGCGGCCCGGCGGGUGCCGCCGCCGCAUGGCUGACCCCGCAAGGGGACGCGCACUACGCCUUGGCGUCGCCCACGGGGGGCGUGGUGGUCGUCACGCUAUCCGCAAACGCGCUGCAAGGGGCCGUGUGCGUGUCGGAGCUGAAGAGGAGUUCCGUGAUGCGGCGUUUGUCCGGCUGGAUCCCGAGCGCCAUGCGCGGCGACCGUAGCGCCUCGGACUGCGUGGCGAGCGUGGCGGGGCGGGCGCUGGACGACGACUCGCUGGUGGUGGCCGUGUGUCACGAUCAUAAACUGCGCGUGUGGUCCCUCAAGGAUGAGGCGUGCGUGCUGGAGGCGGACACGUUGGACUACGUGCCGCUGUCGGCGGGCGUGAAGCGCGGGGGGGCGGCGGGCGCGGGCCACCGCGUGCGCCUGACCUCUUGCGCCGCCUCCGGCCUGCGCCUGGCCGUGUACGUGGCGACGCCCCGCGGAGGCCAGUUCGUGGUGCUGCAGCUGCUGGCCGCUGACGGCGAGCGCUUCGGCCUGGAGCGUGUCUCGUCGCUCUUCUCCGCUCAGGAGAAUCUGGUGGACUUCGCGCUGACCUCCGCUGACCUUUGGGCGCUUUGGGUGGACGACUCCAACGACAGCGUUGUCAAAUACGUCAACUUUGAACAGAACGAGUCGGGCCAGUGGAAUGAGGUUUUUGUUCAGCCUCCUCCCGAAGAGGAAGUCGACAUCGGCGAGGACCGCGACCCGCGCGAGACCUACUUGGACGCCAUCUUCUCUCCGCUUCGCUUCACGCCGGCGGCCGUCGUCAAAGCUGUCCAGAUCUUCCGGCGAGGCCCGUGUGUCCUCUCUGACGUGUCCUGGGAGGGACUGAAGAAGGAAGUCACGCUGGCCGUCCAGAACGAGCUCCAGAGCAGCGUGACCGAGUUUGAGUUUUCCCAGGAGGAAUAUCGCCACCUUCAGGUGGAGUUCUGGUCCAAGUUGUACGCGUGCUGUCUUCAGUACCAGCAGGUUCUGUCCACGCCGCUGGCCAUCAGCGUCAGCCCUCACAGUCACAUGGCGUGCCUGCUCAAGAAGGGUUUCGUUUCCUUCCUGCUGCCUUGUUUCGCCGUGGACCAUCUCUACCUGACCUCUGACGACUACUUCCUGUGUGGAGACGACACGCUGCUCGCCGAAGAAUCGUCAGUGAGUGCGGACGUGGCGACGCUGUUGUCGUGUUUGCGUCUGCUGAGGGACGCCGUGUCCUUCGAGAUGGCGGACCACAUGGAGAAAGCCCUCCGACACGCCGAGUCGCCGGAGACCAGCGCCGACGUCAUCUUGGACAAAAUGUUGGCGCACGACAAUCAAAAUCUGAUGGAGGACAUCGAGUGCAAACUGCAGGACAUCCGCAACCUGUCGGCGGCCGUGUCGGUUCUGCUGAGGGAGGUGGACCUGGAGACGGACUCGGAGUUCGGAGAAGGUCCCAUCUUACCGGGUGCGAGUAUGAGUGUGCGUGUGAGCGUGUGCCAGUUGUACUCCAGCGCCACUGCCGUGUCGCUGGUGUGUCAAGCUCUGAGUCACGUGAGCACCACGCGGAUGCUCCUCUGCAGGGACAUGCUCCUCCUCCUCAAGAUCUGCCUGCGCCAUGAACAACCCGUACGUAUACGCGUGCGCACACACACGCGCAGGGUUCUUCCUGGCUCAAAUGGAGGCAGAGGCGGUACCGUUCUGAUCGUACGCACAUGCGGUGUUAAUGAAAGUAGCUGCGUGUGUCAGGUGUUGUCAGGCGGAGGGUCUCAGCUGCUUCAGAUCCAACAGGAAGCCAUUGUGCGCACGUCUCAGCUGUUGUCGUCCUACUUCCUGCUCAAGCACGUCAGUCAGAGCAUCACCGUGACUGUCGCCGACGACGCCAUGGACGCCAAUCUGCAGCACCUCAACGCCUUGCACCUGAAUGACACCCACGCGCUCACAAACUACAACACAGCGGUGAGCUGCCAGUCAGCCGUGGAGAUGUUCUACCAGAGUUGCGGCCGCAAACUGAUCAUCCGCCACCUGUUCUCCCAAAGCGCGGCAGCAGGCGGCGGCGGCGCCGUCGUCAACUGGAGCGACAUGAUGGCCAACGUCGUCCAGCUGCUCGCUCAGCUGCUCUGGCCCAGCAACCCGACGUUCCACUUCCCAGAAUGCCUCAUGGCCAACUGUCAGUACACGCAGUUGCAGGACUACGUGCGUCUGAUUGGUCCGUGGUGUCAGGUGAACGUCGGCUCCUGCCGUUUCAUGUUAGCUCAAUGCUACCUAGCCAACGGCGAGGGUCACAAGGCCUUGCAGUGUUUCCAGGAAGCCAUCACCGAGGUGGAGAAGGAAGACUUUCUCAUGAGAUUGACAGGCGCCGGUGACAACCAAGCCGCUGAAGCCGCGUGCUCGCCCGCGCUGCAUUACUACAACAAGGUGCUGCGUCUGCUGGAGGAUGUCGGUCUACCGGAACUUGUCAUCCAGUUAGCGACGUUAGCGUUAGCGGAGGCUGUCAAUGAUGUCAGCAGUCAGGCGGCCUUGUGGACCAGAAUCUUCAAGCAUCAUCUGGACCUCGGGCACAACACUGAAGCUUACCAGGCUUUGAUCCAGAACCCAGACUCCAGCAUGCAGUUGGACUGUCUUCGGCAGCUGGUCGUGGUUCUGUGCGAACGAGCUCAGCUUCACGACCUGGUCCGCUUUCCUUACGUCAACCUGCACGACGAGGUGGUCGCCAUCAUCGAAUCGCGGGCGAGAGGCGUGGACCUUCUCACGCACAACUACUACGAACUCCUCUACGCCUUUCACAUCUGCAGACACAACUACAGGAAAGCGGGCACGGUGAUGUUGGAGCUGGCUCUGCGUUUGAGUCGUGAGGUGGGUUCCGUACGCAGCUUGAAGAAGCAGGUCAACUGCUUCCUGGCCGCCAUCAACUGUAUGCGCCUCAUCAGACCCGAGUACGCGUGGAUGGUUCUGCCCGUCCCAGAGUCCGAGCGUCCGGGAACGUCUCCCAAACGAAAUUCGGACGGAGAGUUUGUGCCCCCCCCAGUGAAGCGUCAGGUGGAAAUUUUGGAGCUGGGCGACCUGGAGAAAGAAUUCACGAUGGCCGAGUGUCGACUGGCGCUGGCGCGACAUCGGCCGCGGGCCGCCGCCGCCGCCGCCGUCGUCGCAGGCGCCGCGGACCCGCGCGAGCUGCUGCGCCUCCUGCUGGACGCCGCCCUCUUCACGUGCGCCCGGCGGCUGUGCGACGUCUUCGAGCUGCCGCCGGGAUCCCUGUUCGAUGCCCUGACCUUCAGGUGCAUCAAGCUCCAGUUCGGUGGCGAGGAGGCUCAAAACGAGGCGUGGCCGUGGUUGGCGGCCAAUCAGCUGCCGUCCGUGGUCAACACCAAGGAGUCCAGCGCGGCGGACGAGGCCUGGCGUCUCCUGUCCUGGUUCCUUUCGGAGUUCCCGGCGUCCGGCGCCCUUCACCACCGCCGGGUUCUGGUCCAGCUGCUGUCGCACGGAGUGCCGCCGCCCGAUUGGCUGCUCAAGUCCUACAAAGAAGUGGACCCGCCAGCUUUGCUGCGCCUCUAUUUGAACUUUGACCUGCUGGACGCCGCGGCCGAGCUGGUGAUGGAGUACGUGGAUGCGCUUCUGGGACGCGGACACCAACACUUUGGCAUCAAGGCGCCUCUGUCGGCGCGUGGUCCGAGUGUGUGGCUGCCGUACACGCCCAUCGAUCAGCUGAUGGCAGCGCUCAAGAACACGCAGACCAACCAAGCCCUUUACGACAAACUGGGUGACAAACUGGCCGCCUAUCACAAGAUGGUGGCGCAGGCCACCGAGAUCCGACUCGCCAAUCGGAUCUGCAAUUUUGUUUUCACGUGAAAUUUGUGAAGACAGGCCGCUAAUUCGAUAGGAGGAGCUUUGCUAGCGAGACACCUGAGGCCUCCUGUACAAAAGGUGCGUACGCACAAAAACGCGGCGUACGCAAACUUCAGAUGUAUCAAGAGUGAAAUGUGCGGUGCCUCACGCCAACUUCAUGGCUGGCGUAAGCACGUUUUGGCGACACUUAGAAGGGAUCCUGGGAAACUGUUAUCACAUCAAAUCUGCACAUCAGAGACACGAACAAUUAGCACUGAUGAGCAAUUAAUGCCCAGCAACAUUUGAUUUCAACAAUGUAAUGGAGGGAAGGACUUAAUGUGUAUUUAAUGAAUCCCUGGUAUUUGUGAGGACCCCUAUUAAUUGAUCAAGGUGAUCAUUUAUGCUGCCUAUUGCACUCACAAUCGCUUCUUGUGACUGCAGCACAUGCACUGAAAAAAAAAGUCCUUUGAAUUCCCUUAAUUUGAAAUGUACAUUGGUUGCACAUGAUUCAAUUCUCCUACAAAAAAACCCCAUAAUUUUAACACAUUUUAAUCAUGUGUAACCAAUGUACAUGUUCAAAUUAAGUAUAUUUUUUUCAGUGUGCGUCUCCUGUGAAUUAAAAUCAUA
Phyllopteryx taeniolatus (common seadragon) is the source of this 5007-nucleotide messenger RNA. It is a transcript of the gene nup160, whose product is annotated as nucleoporin 160. The transcript is spliced from 34 exons. The record is from RefSeq and is a predicted model, not a curated record. Bases 52 to 4404 code for a protein of 1450 amino acids. Lineage: Eukaryota; Metazoa; Chordata; Actinopteri; Syngnathiformes; Syngnathidae. Gene Ontology annotation, molecular function: structural constituent of nuclear pore. Gene Ontology annotation, cellular component: nuclear pore.